Molecule: messenger RNA, 1242 nt
Organism: Eriocheir sinensis (Chinese mitten crab)
Lineage: Eukaryota; Metazoa; Arthropoda; Malacostraca; Decapoda; Varunidae
Product: 26S proteasome non-ATPase regulatory subunit 8-like
Exons: 6
Coding region: 42-857 (271 amino acids)
Biological process (GO): proteasome-mediated ubiquitin-dependent protein catabolic process
Cellular component (GO): nucleus; cytosol; proteasome regulatory particle, lid subcomplex
Source: RefSeq, a predicted model, not a curated record
AGUCCCCGGGGCGGGACGGGCCCGAAGGAAGGCAGCCAGUCAUGGCGGGGCGGGCGAGGGACGGAGCUGUGCGGACCGUGGUGCAGGGCUACGAGGAGCUCAGGAAGGAGUGGGCCAAGAAGAACAGGAACCUGCAGACAUGCGGGAAGUACCUCUCCGACAUCAAGGUGGAGCUGACCAAGUUGCAGUUCCUCCCGUCCAUAGGCCACAAGGUGUCUAAGGAGGAAUUACUUGUAGCAAGAAACACCCUUGAGAUCGGGGCGCUGUGGAGCAUAGCCAACAAGGACAUUCCCUCCUUUGAGCGCUACAUUGCCAUGCUCAAGAUAUACUACAUGGACUACAGAGACCAGCUGGCAGAGUCCCCUUACAUGUACGAGCUGCUGGGCCUGGAUCUGUUGUGUCUGUUGGCCCAGAACAAGGUGGGGGAGUUCCACACCACCCUGGAGCACCUGCCUGCCCCGGCCAUCACCGACAACGUGUACAUCAGGCACCCGGUGGCCAUGGAGCAGUACCUGAUGGAGGGGGCUUACAACAAGAUCUACCUUGCCAAGGGGGAGGUGCCCGCAGAAGGCUACAAGUUCUUCAUUGAGGAGCUUCUCUCUACCAUCCGGGAAGACAUCGCCGACUGUGUGGAGAAUGCUUAUGACCGCAUCCGCCCUGAAGACAUUGGCAAGAUGCUCUACCUCUCCAGCACCAAGGAGAUCCUCAAGUACUGUGAGACCCGGGGCUGGCAGGUGGGUGCUGACGGCUACCUCCACUUCAAGAAGGAGGUGCGUAAGAGUGAGGACGGCAUCCCCUCCCGUGAGCUGGCCCACCAGAUGAUCAACUACGCACGGGAAAUGGAACAGAUUGUGUAGGUCUAAGGCAGAACACACACACACACACACACACACACUGUAUUUAUAGAGUAACCUCUCAGUAACUCUGGACUCAGGAUGGAAGGAAAUUUAGUGAAUUCAUUCUUCACCUCACAGUUUCUUUACUUAUGACAUUGAAAUGAAACAUAUUUUGCUUAGAAAACUGACUUCAACUCUCAACAUGUGCUUCAUCUUUUCAAAUGCCUCUGUGAAUGUUCAUGUAUAAACAAUGCUAAGCAUUGCCAAGAUGAGCAGCCUAAGGUGUGGUAUGUGGUACAGAAUUACUAAUAGUAUUUUAGCUUCCUCUUUCAAAUUUUUUGUUGCAGUUUUCGUGCUCUUUUAGAGCAUCUUUGUCACCCAAUUUAUAAUAAAUAUAGGAAAUCCC